UUUUAGAACAGUCCAAGAAUCAAGAGGAUGGGAAGAAUUUCAAAGGAUGCACUGAUUUACCCAAGUAUGAUGACCAGAACAGACAAAGUAGGGGUGCAGAAAAUUGGGACGAAGAAAUACCAGAUAAUCCAAGGAUAGGAGUUGAUCCUUCAUAUUUUGCUAGGAUGGAGUAUAAAGAUAUGUCAGGAAUGAGUAGAUCUGAGAAGAGAUCGUGGAGAAGUCAAUGCCAUCUACCUCCUGAUCAGAGGCAGUAUCCCCAGCAAGAGAAACAAGAAGAGGAAGACCAUGGACAACUCCGCAAGCCACGUAUCCAGGCCUCUAAAUUCAUGAUAGCUCAACCUCCACCUCAACAAUCACAAGUGUUGUCAUACAGUCUGGCAAUGGCAGGCAUUGUACGAGGUGGAGCUGCUAUGAAUCCAGAAAUACCACAGGCAGCUGGUAGAGCACAGAAAAUGGCAGCCGUUGGUCGUGGCAGUGUGCCUGCAGUGGGUCGUGGUAUGGCCACAUCUUUGCCACCUGCUGGACGUCCUAUGGGGAGAGCAUCUGCUCUGAACUAUGCUCAAAAUAUGAAUGGAUCAUCAAAAGUUAAUGGCAUGAUGAGCAUGAACAACUAUGGUCAGACUAUGAAUGGCACAGCACAAGUUAAUGGCAUGAUAAGUAAUGGAGCCAAAUCAAAAACAGGACCUCCAGGGUUUAACAGUCAGUUUGCUGCUUCUGAAAGAGAAGAGGAAAUGCAAUCUCCAGGUCAGUUUGCAGAUUUUGAUGAUAGAGAAGAAGAUGUAGUAAAAGUUGGUGGCAAUAAGGAGAAUGAGAGUCCUCCUGCCCCUUCUAGAGCCCCUGCUGGUAUUGGUAGAGGUGUGGCAUUAUUACCCCUUCUGCUUUUAGUGUUGGCCUGGGAAGAGGGGUGCUAAGAGAUACAGAAGGAGCUCCUACAUCUCCAUCAUUUGUUGUUGUUAAAGUACCAUCAGAUACUGGAGAGAUAAGCAGAGUUUCCCCUGUAAAAGAGGGGUCCAUUAAUGCAAAUUUUGAAGAUGCUAAGAAAAGAGAAAUCAAGAAAAUCGAGAAGAAAUUGAAGCAGAUUGAACUUCUUGAAGAAAAACAUGAUGAAGGAUACUCAUACAAUAAAGAUGAGAAGCUUAAAGUUGGAGCCAAGGACAAGUUGUUAAAGGCAUUAGAGGAAUUAACAUUGUAAUGGGAGAUGUGAAGGACAGAUUACAAUUUGAUGGACAAUACUGAACCAUUAAAAAGUCAAGUUGAUAUUAGGACACCAUAUUAUAUAUAUUUUUUUUAAUUUCUAGUACCAAUAAAUAAUGGGACUUUUAUUAUAAAUUAUAUUUUUAAUGAUUACGGGUUUUAUAAUCCAAUCUCAUGGUUUUAUUUUGUAAAGAACACAAAGUUUGUUCAAGUGAAAAAUCACUCUUAUUGGUGUUUUUUCAAGUGAUUGUUUGUGAAUUAUUGUGAAGCGCCUCUAUACAUUGAAUAAAAGGAUAUGACAUGUUUUGAAAAUGUAAGGCCAAGCAAUUGAACAAAGAUCCUGGAUUCAAAAGAAGCACCAUCAGAUAUAUACCAGAACUUUGAUAAUGUUAAGCAGCUGUUAGUGCUCAGUAUUACAAAAAACAAAUAGAGAACUUGGUGCUUAAAGCUUGAAAAAGCAUGGAAACCUAGUGCUUAGUGCUAAAGAAAGUUGGUACAACUUAGUGCUUUGUGCUAAAAAAGGUUAGAGAACCUAGUGCUUAGUGAUUGGAAAAAAAGAACCUUAUGCUUAGUGCUAAAGAAAGGUCUGAUACCCUUAGGUUAAGUGUAUUAAAAAGGCCAGAGAACUGUAUGCUUAUUGCAUAAUAAAAGUCUGAUAACCUUAUGUUUAGUGUAUUAAAAAGGUCAGAGAACCUAUCUUUAAUAGAUAUAUGAAUAGAUGUGUAAUGUAUAAAGCUGAUUAGAUUUAGAUGUUGUUAGUUGAAUUUAGAAUAUUGUAGUUUUUGAAAGUACAGCU
Messenger RNA from Mytilus trossulus (common blue mussel), 1990 nucleotides. RefSeq lists its product as uncharacterized. The coding region runs from base 165 to 911 and encodes 248 amino acids. The transcript is spliced from 11 exons. Lineage: Eukaryota; Metazoa; Mollusca; Bivalvia; Mytilida; Mytilidae. The record is from RefSeq and is a predicted model, not a curated record.